This is a messenger RNA of Coffea eugenioides, 1368 nucleotides long. Its product is annotated as aspartic proteinase CDR1-like. The record is from RefSeq and is a predicted model, not a curated record. Gene Ontology annotation, molecular function: aspartic-type endopeptidase activity. The transcript has a single exon. Gene Ontology annotation, cellular component: extracellular region. NCBI's taxonomy places the organism in Eukaryota, Viridiplantae, Streptophyta, Magnoliopsida, Gentianales, Rubiaceae. Bases 1 to 1368 code for a protein of 455 amino acids. Gene Ontology annotation, biological process: proteolysis.
AUGGCUGCAAAUUUUCCAGUUUUCUCUAUGUUUUCUAAGUUGUCCCUUUUAGUCUUCAUCAAUUUGUUCUUUUAUCCACUCAUUGAAGGAAAAGAUGGUGGUUUUUCUACUCAUCUCAUACAUCGAGACUCUCCAAAAUCCCCCUUGCGUAAUCCCUCCAACUCCUUCUUUGAAAUGCUUAACAAAUCUUUUCACCGUUCCUUCGCUCGAGCCGAGUAUUUCAAGAAAAGAGUCUCCCAAUCUCGUUCCAAGCAUUCGUCAAAUUCUUCUUCUGCUCCAAUCCAAUCCCACAUCACAUCCGCCGGUGGGGAGUAUCUGAUUAAAGUAACCAUCGGAACCCCACCGGUUGAUUUCCUAGCCAUUGCUGACACAGGCAGCGAUCUUACAUGGAUACAAUGCAAGCCCUGCAAACGAUGCUACAAGCAAGACGCCCCUCUUUUCGAUCCUAAUAAAACAACAACUUAUCGACAUUUGUCAUGCAACUCCCCGUUGUGCUCUGAUCCUGGAACUACAUUUUGUGAUUUUAGAAAUAAAUGUGGGUAUAGAGUUUCUUAUGGAGACGGUUCUUUUAGUAAUGGGGAUCUUUCUACAGAAACUUUUACGUUUGAAUCCUGCUCUACCAGAAAUGUAUCAAUCCCAAAUGUUGCUUUUGGUUGCGGGCAAGCAAGUGGUGGCAUCUUCCAGGAAACUUCGUCUGGGAUAGUCGGUCUAGGUGGUGGAGCAUUGUCGAUUAUCAAGCAAUUGAAUGGAUCAAUUGGUGGUAAAUUUUCAUACUGUUUGGUUCCCAGAGAUUCGAACUUUUCAAGUAAGAUCAAUUUCGGUAGCAAUGCUGUUGUUUCAGGCCCUGGAGUUCUUUCGACUCCAUUGAUCAAGCAGUAUACAGAUACAUUCUACUAUCUCAAUUUAACAGGCUUCAGCGUUGGAAAUACAAGGAUUCCAUAUGAUGGUUUGUCCAAGCCAGACAAUUCUUCCCCUAAUGAUUUUCCGGGGGGUAACAUUAUUAUUGAUUCUGGAACAACGCUAACAUUUGUGCUUCAGGACUUUUACCAAAGAUUGGAAGCUAAAGUUAUCAAAAUAACAAGGGGUACACGGGUUUCUGAUCCAGGAGGUCAGUUUAGCCUUUGCUAUAAGGUUGAAAAACGUCUCAAGAUUCCCAAAAUUGUUGCUCACUUUGCUAAUGCUGAUAUAAAAUUACCUCCAGAUGGUACAUUUCUUGAAGUGUCUAAGGGGAUAGUUUGUUUGGCUAUAGUUCCAACUGAUGGUAUUGCAAUUUUUGGGAACGUGUUGCAGAUAAAUCAUCUUAUUGGAUAUGAUCUUGUAAACAAGAAGCUCUCCUUCUUGCCAACUAGUUGCACCAAAUAUAAGUAG